GCACCGAGAUAGGCGUAGACAUUCUCGCGGGGCGAGUCCGGGGCGAUGGGGAUGCGCUCGACGGUGUAGCCGAGGCGCGUGAGAUGAUCGUCCAGGAAGCGGGCGACCGCUUCCUCGUGCUCGCUGUUGCUGGGGACCUCGAUGAGGGACUGCAGGAGGGGGAGCACGUCCGAGUUCGCCAUCUUGCUCUCAGUUCGGGAUAAACAGUUCUAGGUUGUUUCCAGGCGACUGUAAACCGGAUGGUAGGGUUUAAAAGAACUUGAUCAGGAACCCCUCGUGCGGGGUGACAUCAUUCGCAACUGAUAAGAUAGCCCCUUUUUGUCUAUCACAAUGGUUGAGGAUCGUCCCUGAUGGCAGCUCCAGGGCCAAUGACGAUCUUACUGAUCAUAAUUCUCUUAGCUAAAGAACCGGGGAUCAGAGGUUACAUUCGCGGUGACCCACCCCACAUCGUCAGUAUCACGCCAAAUCAAUCCGCUUAUCAUAACACAGAAACAAAACCCCACAUCUCAUUCUUCGCGGUAACAAUUCGAAGAGGAAGGAGCCGUCCCAAUGGGAGGGGCUUAUCUCCCCCGCCCAAUCCUCUUAGUUUAGGGAACCGAGUGCUGUCCGCUCUCCGAUCGUCUCCGAACCAUCGCCACCAGUCGCGCAGUCCAUGCACGACCUCGGACCAACACCGAUCUCGGACGCGGGGUAGGCCGCUGGCCACGGGAAUCGGCUGCUCGGUGGGCUGUCGAUUACGUUCCUCGAUCCCGAACGGAUGUGGAAGGCCAUCCACGGUGCUGACACAUCGUCGCAAAAGCUUUAAGACCAAAUUGGUAGCCCUGUAAUGUCACUGGUUUGGUCUUGAGGAACGAGGAUGCAAACUUUUCGAGCAUGAAAAUCUAGAUGGACGGUCCGAGUAGAGCAGAGAGGGAAGAAAUAGCACAGCGCCUCGCUUCCAACAGGUUGAAACGGCAAGGUUGUGUCCCCCAGUAGGGAGACUCCCUGGGGAGGUCAAUGGCUGGCGUGCGUUUCCCAGCCUUAGGGAGGGAGACUGGCUCUGUGUUAGGCGUGGCCUAACAGAGUAUAGUAUAUAUAGCGUGUCUGGGGAUACUGAGCAAGAGCGCUCAGUAUAGUAUGACUUUUUGGUCGAGUGGUAUGAUGCAGCACCCCAGGGUUGGUCAUAACACUCUGAUCCGCUGCGAGUACCCCUCAACCUCGAAGCCGCUCGCAUGAGGC
Molecule: messenger RNA, 1218 nt
Organism: Aspergillus candidus
Lineage: Eukaryota; Fungi; Ascomycota; Eurotiomycetes; Eurotiales; Aspergillaceae
Exons: 2
Coding region: 351-827 (158 amino acids)
Source: RefSeq, a predicted model, not a curated record